This is a messenger RNA of Penicillium argentinense, 804 nucleotides long. Its product is annotated as MBL fold metallo-hydrolase. The transcript has a single exon. The record is from RefSeq and is a predicted model, not a curated record. Bases 1 to 804 code for a protein of 267 amino acids. Lineage: Eukaryota; Fungi; Ascomycota; Eurotiomycetes; Eurotiales; Aspergillaceae.
AUGUCUGCAGCAACCUUCCAGAGCUCCUUCAGUGUCACACACAUUGGCACUGCCACGGCCAUUUUUGAAAUCGACAAAGUCAAACUUCUUACCGAUCCGUUUUUCUCGCCAGCCGGUACACAAUGGGAUAUGGGCGGUGGCAACGUUCUAGAGAAUACCGAAACCCCUGCUCUCGGUCUCGAAGACUUGCCCGCCAUCGACGCUAUUCUCCUUAGCCACGAAGACCAUCCUGACAAUCUAGAUAGUUUCGGUCGCCAGCUGCUGAAUGGCCGUCACGUAUUCACUACUGUGGACGGCGGAAAGAAUCUCAGCCCUCGCCCGGCCGUUCGUGGCAUGAAGCCAUGGGAAACCGUUUCUGUGAUGCUUGGAGGCAAAAAGUAUGAGAUCACUGCUACACCAUGUCAACAUUUACCUGGAGGCGAAUGCACCGGGUUCAUCUUGACUACACCGGAUUUUGGCGCCAGCGCUGACGGUCGCCCUAAUGCGAUCUAUUUCACCGGCGACACCGUCUAUAUCGAUGAACUCGCUAAGAUUCCUGAGAAAUUCCACAUUGCGGCUGCUGUCAUGAAUUUGGGUGCGGCUCAUGCCGCUCUUCCCGACGGACCAGUUCAAAUUACCAUGGACGGCAAGCAGGCUGCUCAUCUUUUCCGCACUAUCAAGGCGGACUUCCUCGUGCCUAUGCACUACGAGUCAUGGGGUCAUUUCACGCAGUUUGGUCAGGAUCUGAUAAAAGUUUUCAAGGAAGAGGGGAUCUUUGACAAAGUCUGUUGGCUCUCACCUGGAAAGUCUGUAAAGGUUUUCUAA